CCUUCAGACAAGGUUGUGCUUGAAGAGCAAGUACUGAAGAGUGUCUCGCCUGACAGAUAGCAUACAGAAGACAAUGGAUGGCAGCAUGAAAGAUCAUGAUCUUGAAUCCAGCCCAGACCAAUCCACACAAGCGAAUGACUCGGAUCAAACCAGAUGCUACCAUGAUAUCCAACUAAACCCGAUCAUGAUAUCCAACACCUCAACUGGCCCUUCAGCUUCUUCGGUAGAAGCAGCAGGAGUUGAGUUAACCACCACCAUCAAUUCUCCAUCAUCCUCAACUUCGACUCAAACAUCAACACAAGAAAACCUUGCAAAUGAGAAUCAGCCUCUCCAUCGAAUAAUCGAAACACUUAGACAGCAGGAACUAAGCAGGCAUGUAUUAAUCCUAGCAGUUCCCAUGACCAUCGGCUUGUUCUCUGUAGACAAAGUGGUUAACGAGACUUCAGCCCUGCGCGUGAUGGCGAUCGCUCUUGCUUUAGGCUUUGUGGGGAUUUGGAAUGGUAUUUUGCUCCGAACAACUUGCAAUGAAGCAUCAAACAUCAUUGAAUUGCUGGGGAUAGGAUUCAUGUUGUUAGCAUUUUUUGGAUUCAUUGCUUGUUUUUUACCGGAGAGUCUUACUUGGAUCCCCUACCUUUGCUGGGUUCUAUCACUUCUUCCAUUUGUGAUUGCCCUCUGCUCCACGGGGAGGGCCAGCAAAGACAGGGAUUCCAACAACUGA
Populus euphratica (Euphrates poplar) is the source of this 718-nucleotide messenger RNA. RefSeq lists its product as uncharacterized. NCBI's taxonomy places the organism in Eukaryota, Viridiplantae, Streptophyta, Magnoliopsida, Malpighiales, Salicaceae. Bases 74 to 718 code for a protein of 214 amino acids. The transcript is spliced from 2 exons. The record is from RefSeq and is a predicted model, not a curated record.